UUUUGAUUUCUGAAACCCCGACGUGUCCAAGGUGCCGGUGACAACGGAUAUGUUAUUUCAGCUCAAUGUUACUUUGAUGCUUUCAUGAAAGGCAUCCGCCGGCAGUAUCACUAACUUAGUUAGUCACUUCAAUGGCCUACUAUGCAAUUAGAUCGUCCACUGCGCUUUGACGGCGAUCAGGAAUGCCGUAAACGCGCGGCAGAGCCUACAGCUUAUAAAGUGUAAGCUCACCCACCCUCUUCUUUCCUUGUUUCAAAUCAACAUCAUGGACUCGGCUAGCGAUACUAAUUCUGAGAAAAGGGAGGACCAUACUCAUGCCUCUAGUACCGUACACAGCUACGACGUCGACGUCGGUGCUCAGCUGAUCGCUGAGACAGACACUCCCCUCACUCCAGAGGAGGCCUCUCGACUGAGAGCUAAAAUUGAUUGGCAUAUUAUGCCACUCAUGUGUGUCAUGUACUUAAUCACGUUCAUGGAUAAAACCACUUUGGGAGAGGCAGCGGUACUGGGCAUACUCGAGGAUGCAAAUCUAACUGCUAACCAAUACGACUGGCUUGGCACGAUAUUUUAUAUAAGCUACCUCGUUUUUCAAUACCCUCAGAACUUGGCAUUGCAGCGCUUUCCUGUUGGAAAAUGGAUGAGCAUCAAUAUCUUUCUGUGGGCUGUGGUCCUACUAUGCCAUGCUGCUUGCAAAUCUUUCGGAUCAUUGUUAGCGGUGCGCUUCUUGUUGGGGAUGUGUGAAGGUGCUAUCACCCCCGGCUUCCUGAUUGUCACAUCCAUGUUCUAUACCCAUGCAGAGAAAACGAGGCGUAUCGGUUAUUGGUUUUUGAUGAACGGUUUUGCUGUGAUUAUUUUGGGUUUCAUUAGUUAUGGCCUCCUUUUCACGCAUACAACCUCCUUCAUGCCGUGGCAAUGGCUCAUGAUUAUUACUGGUACCGUUACAUUGAUCACCUCCAUGCUCUUCUGGUUGUUCUUCCCUGAUUCGCCCACAACCGCUCGGUUCCUAACUCCCGAAGAGAGAGUCGCGGCGAUUCGCAGAGUACAAGUGGACCAAAGUGGCGUGGAGAACAAGCAUUUCAAGAAGGAACAGUUCCUCGAAACCAUCAAGGAUCCAAAGACGUGGUUAAUGGCAUUCUUUGCAGGGUCCGCAAACAUCGUGAAUUCUCUCACUAAUCAACGCCAGUUGAUUGUUGCACAGUUCGGUUUCAAUGGUAUCCAAACAACUCUCCUUGGCUGUGUUGAUGGUGUGGUCGAAAUCCUCACCAUUUGGCUGGGAGUGGUUCUGGCUUCACAACCAUCCAUCGGCAGGUCAUAUGCUGGUGUACUAAUGUACAUUCCUGCGAUACUCGGCUCGAUACUAGUUAGCACACUUCCGUUCUCCAACAAAAUAGGUUUACUAUUCUCAUACUGGAUCUCAAUCUUUGCGAUUGCGCCAUUUACUAUCUUCCUUGGUUGGGUCAGUUCAAUAACAUCCGGACACACGAAACGGAUCACCACCAAUGGCAUCGUCUUGUCCUCAUAUGCGAUUGGAAAUGCCGUCAGUCAGUUCAUGUGGAAGGCACAGUAUCAACCCAGGAAUCACGUUCCGUGGGCUGUAAUCACAUCAUGCAAUUUUGCUGCCGGUGUCGCCUUGGUGGUUCUUCGUUUCAUGCUCGCCAGUGAAAACACGAAGCGAGAGCGUGAAACACCCGACAACAAGCAUGAUGCGGUGUACAUAGUGGACGAAUCGGGUGUGGAGAGGAAGGUGGACAAAGCCUUCCUCGAUCUUACGGACAAACAAAACCGCGACUUCCGUUAUGUCCUGUAGGUGUUACCUUAGUGAUCAUGCGUGAUUCCACGGAUUUCCAGUUCUUCGUCCUCAAGUGCUUUGGCAGACAAUAUGAUUGUUCAAUCUUUUAUACCUUACAUCCUGGUUAGAUCUUGUCCAUGCUUGUAUUGUUUGGUACUUCAGUGUUUGCUAUAAUUUCUGCGCCCAUGUUCUGAUAUAUUCCUUGUACAAAAUAGAGGUCUACUGUGUGCUAUGGUGAUACAAUAACUUCG
Messenger RNA from Suillus subalutaceus, 2040 nucleotides. RefSeq names its product major facilitator superfamily domain-containing protein. Gene Ontology annotation, cellular component: membrane. The record is from RefSeq and is a predicted model, not a curated record. Gene Ontology annotation, biological process: transmembrane transport. Gene Ontology annotation, molecular function: transmembrane transporter activity. The transcript is spliced from 16 exons. The coding region runs from base 266 to 1807 and encodes 513 amino acids. NCBI's taxonomy places the organism in Eukaryota, Fungi, Basidiomycota, Agaricomycetes, Boletales, Suillaceae.